UAGCGAACGGAUCGCACGUCUCGUCGUUCGAGUUUUCUGUUUACAAUCGCCUUGCCAGUGAACGUGCAUAUAUACAUAUAAUAUAUAAAAGAACAAAAUAUUAAACUCGGUAAAAAAAAAAACAAAUCAUCAAUUUUCAAAAUUAAAAUGUCUAAGAAUAUUGCGAAAUUGCUCAAUCCACAUUUGGAUACUAUGGAAUCGGAUUUUUUAUAUCACCUGGAUAUAAAUGUGGCUAAUACUAUAGACCCAAAAGAUAUACAGCAAAGGUUCGGCGAUGUCAAGGUGAUCUGCAUGGGUGGAACUGCUUCGCGGAUGCGAGAGCUUAGCCUAUAUGCGGAAAGUUGAGAGGUUUCAGAUUCCUGCGAUCCGGUGGAUUUGUCCGAACGUGGCAAUCGCUAUGCUAUGUACAAGGUGGGACCAGUGUUGUGCGUAAGUCAUGGGGUUGGAUCCUCUACUUUCAGUGUGGUUCUUCACGAACUGCUCAAAUUGGUGAAGUACGCCCGCUGUGAGGAUCCUGUGUUUCUGCGAAUCGGCACAUGCGGAGGAAUCGGAGUACCACCUGGUACAGUGGUGGUCACGAAAGACGCUUUCAAUGGUUUGCUACGAAACGAGCAUGAGAUCGCUAUUCUCGGACGACGAGUGGUGCGACCGGCUCAGUUUUCCGACGAUGUGAUCAAGAAUAUUAUGGCAUAUGGUGUCAAUGACAAGGACGGUUUCCAGACUAUAAGUGCCAACACAAUGGGAACAGAUUGCUUUUACGAGGGUCAGGGACGCACCGAUGGAGCUAUAUGCGAGUACACGGAUGACGAUAAGAUGGAGUUCCUGAAAAAGUGUUACGAUCUGGGAAUCCGAAACAUCGAGAUGGAGGCCAGCAUGUUCGCUUCGUUAACCAAAAAAGUGGGAGUUAAGGCCGGCGAUGUUUGCGUGACAAUCGUCAAUCGUUUUAAUGGAGAUCAGGUAACCGUUACCAUGGAGCAAAAACACGAAUUUGAACAACGACCAUUUUUAGUUGUUGGCCGCUAUAUUAAGAAACUCCUCCAGAAAUGAUUUUGCGAUCAUUUAUUUGUAUUCUGUCUGUAUUAAUAUUAUAUAAGCCAAUGUAUAAUUUAUUGGCUUAAAAUAAUAAUAAAUGUAUCAUAAC
Molecule: messenger RNA, 1141 nt
Organism: Drosophila eugracilis
Lineage: Eukaryota; Metazoa; Arthropoda; Insecta; Diptera; Drosophilidae
Product: uridine phosphorylase 1
Biological process (GO): nucleotide catabolic process; uridine catabolic process
Cellular component (GO): cytoplasm; cytosol
Molecular function (GO): uridine phosphorylase activity
Source: RefSeq, a predicted model, not a curated record